CUGAAGUGGUUACUGGCAAUUCUCAAUUUUUCCAUGUUUCAGUCACUUUCGUAUUGAAGAAAUAAAUUGGUAAGCCCAGGUAAACAGAUGAUAUAUAAUUUUAUUUUAUUCAUAAACUGUGCCAUGUUCAGUAAGGAGGUGCAUUCGGAUUAUUUGUUGUGUUUCACGGACAAUCAGUCUUUUUAAGAUUGUGAUAUUUAAAAUGAUUUAACAUAAGCCUGCCUUGUUUGAUAGAUUUGUAAAUGGCAGGGGUAAGAGCUCAUUAUCAUUGUUGUUGGUUGAUUUGUCUUACAGGUGCAUGGUGGUGAAAAAAAUAGGGGAAGGUUUAUGAAAGUGUUAUUAAAGUAGGGCAAAUUUGUAAAAAUGGAGCAGUUGGCAUGGAAACCAAUAGAAUGUUCUGGCUGUUUCCACUGGUUACCAUGGUAAUUUAAUUGGAUAACAAUUAAGAACAAUAAUGUUCCACUUUAGAACUUUGCACAACUAUGAUUUUUUUGUGGCAGUUGUCUAACUCCCCCCCAAAGAUGUCUACCAUCAAGGGCACAUUUUACCCUCUAGCUCUGUAGAGAGCAGUGGCAAUCGUACAUAUGUAAUGAUUUUUAGUGUAUUUUCAACAUGUUUAAAUUUGUUAAAUUUUACUGGUUCUUCGAAUUCAUGCAAUACAAAUGAUUAUAUUAACCCCUUAAGGACACAACUUCUGGAAUAAAAGGGAAUUAUGAUGGAAUAUUUCUGUCAUGUGUCCUUAAGGGGUUAAUCAAACAGUGAAUUAUUGUUGAAAUACCCACAAUGUUGCUGUUUUUCUAGCUUAACUAAUACAAUUCAGUGAUGAAUUCACCACAAUUGACCUUCCAAUGAAUAAACCAUAACAUAAGACCUUCCUUCCACCCUCUGUUAUGUGAUGUGCAGCUUAGAAAAUUACAUUUUUAGUUUGCAAAAAAAAAUCACUGGUUAGUGAAUAGACUGCUGCACUGUUAUAUCUCAACUGAGAUGCUAGCAAGUAUGUUGAAAUAGUUUUAAAAAAAAUAUCGGUGAAGGGACACAAUUAUUAUGUUGCUGUGUAAAGCGAUCAGUGGAAUUAUUUGAAAAUAUAUGAAUACAGCAACUACACUUAGAAGGGAGUUGGGGGGGGGGGGGGGUUACAGGGGUCUAGAACCUCAGUUGUUGAUGCUCUCCUGAUUCUUUUCCACUUUCUCUCCUUAUUACAUAUGUUAUUACCACUUUCUUUUAAACAAUGAGGAUUAUUUACAAAACUGAGAAAUGUGGGAAAAUAAGAGAAUUGCAAACUGUUGGCCAAUGUACAGUGCCAAAUUAGGAUUGCCCAGGGACCUAAGCAGAAUGCCAAACUGCUCCCCUCCACCGAGCCCUGGGUUCUGUUUCUGUGAGUUUUGUGUUUGUGGUGCAGGCUGGAAGAUGUAUGUGGGGGAAGGUUACUGUGCGUGUGUGUGCUGGUUGAGUGUUGGGUGUGGAGUAGACCAAGAGCUGUAUGUUGGGGGAAGAUGAGUUUGGGUGCUGGUUUAAUUUGGCGGCUGAGUUUUGUGUGUGGAGGAGUCUGAGUGUUACGUCUGUACGGGAGUCUGAGUGUGGCUGAGUAUUGCAUGUUUAUUGUCUGAGUGUGUGCGGGAAGUGAUUUGCCCCUCCUUAAGCUUAUUGUUUUUGGUGUUAUCCCUAGUGGUCCAGUGGAAGCAUGCUGAGAGCAGUAGUCUUGGUGGUCUGGUUAUGGCCUUACUCUGCACCGACUGGGUGAACUUUAAGUGCUUCCUCAUGCACUGGCACUCAGUGAAUGACACAGAGUGCCUGCUGCAGCACUCUGAGUCAUUGAUACGUGCAGGAUUACUUAUAGAGUUCAGCACCCAAUAACGGGGUUGUCCACGAAGCUCCUGUGGUAGUAAGGAGCACAGGACUAAGCAGGAAGAUCAAUAGAUAUCCAUGUCUGCUCAAGGAGGGCCCUCUCACUGUCAGAGCUGGAGAUCAAAAUCUGAGCCCGGACUUUAGUCAGCCACUUGUGGCACCUAAUGGGUAAUUUGACUCUUCCAAUGUAGAUAACCUGGAAAAUAUUUGCAAAUUACGUUAUCAAACCCAACUGCUUUGACCUCAAAUGCUGCAUUAGAAGGUAUCGUCAUAGUUUUUUUUAAACUAAUCACAAAUUGUUUUGCUUCCAUUUGCCCUCAUAAAACACAGUUAGGAUAUGUGAAACAAUCUAAAAUAUCUCAGCGAUAAUGAUGAAGAGUAAGGGAUCUGUUAGUAAUUAAUUUAAUUGGAGUCUAUGAUAUACUUAGUCUUAAAUAUAAAAAACUCAGGAAAUGGAAAUAUAAGCAGUACUAGGCAAUAAGAUUGCAGUAUUUCUAUUUCGGUCUUUGGUUCCUCCUGACUUUGAUGCAAUUUCCUGAUUCUUUUUUUCUCAUGCCCUUCGAGUUCUUUGAAGUAAAAGUUUAAAUUCUCUCCACACCAGAGUCAGGCGGGUAGGGAAAUGGGUGAGUAAAUGUGAUCUUUCUGAGUUAAGACCCUUCAUAUUUCUUAUUCUGAUUUUGCUAGAAUUGAUUGCUGGUCAUCACUUUUGCUUAAUAAAAAUAGCUUUAAUGAAGGGAUUAGUCAAUAUUCAUGUAUACUGUAGCUAUAAUAGUCUAGCUGUAUUUAUAACAUAAACAGAUUAAGUACAAAGCAAAAUAUAUUUGUAGGAUGCAUGGUCUAUGAAAGGACUUUAGAGGUACAGUUUAAAAGGUGGAAGACAGACUGGUAUAGGGAUGGACCACACUAAUGUAUACGAGCAAUUCAGUCUUUUCUUGGAACCUUCCAUAGCUCAAGAAACGUUCUUGUGAAUUGGAGAAGCAGAAUUUCAAAAGAAGGAAAAGAGCUUUAAGUCACAAAAAAGUGCAGAAGACAAGCUAGGUAAAGGGAAAUACUUAGUUAAAACAGAAUUGUAAAAAACACAAUCUAAUUAUAAAGUGUUCUCAAAGAAGCAGUGGAGGCUCAUCCACAGGGGCUCACCAGUGCCCCACCAGGUUUAUCUAUUUUUUGCAGUAGUUUAGAGCCAUUAAGAUAAUUGUUUUCUAGGGCAUUGGGAUAAGCUAAUACAAGGGCAUUACCAAUGUGAAUGUCAAAAUAAAAAAUAAAUCUGUGUCUAUUUAAAGGGACUUUAAACAAACCGUUUUCCUGGCACUGCAGGUCCCCUCUCCCUCCCACCCCCCAUCCCAAGUUGCUAAAGGGGUUAAACCCUGGUUCAGGGUCCACCCACACUCCUCCCCCGCUGACAUCAUCUGGCGGGGGAGACAUAUUGCGCAUGCACGGCCCGCUGGAGGGGGAAGACCUAAUGCGCAUGCGCGGCAAUGCCGCACACGCACAUUAGUCCUCCCCAUAGGAAAGCAUUGAAAAAUGCUUUCAAUGCUUUCCGAUGGGGAUUUUAGCGAAGCUGGAGGUCCUCACAUAGCGUGAGGACGUCUAGCGACGCUAUAGCACACGGAAUGUGUGCUAUGAACCCGGAAGUGCCCUCUAGUGGCUGUUUAGUAAACAGCCACUAGAGGAGGAGUUAACCCUGAAAGGUAAAUAUUGCAGUUUAUAAAAACUGCAAUAAUUACAGUUCCAGGGUUAAGGGUAGUGGGAGUUGGCACCCAGACCACUCCAAUGAGCAGAAGUGGUCUGGGUGCCUGGAGUGUCCCUUUAAUAUUUAAUAGGUUACAGUUCUGAAGGAUUCUCCCACUUCAUUAACUGAUGUCUGGAGAAGCUUUCUUGUAAAAAAAAAAAAAAAAGACAGAUUUGAAAUCUGCCUUGUUUCAAUUUGUUUUGCACAUGCCUAGUCUCCUUUAAAAAGGAAUUUAAGGGGCUUCCCAUUGCAGUCCAUGCCUGGAGGCAUGCUUUUGUCUUGUUUAUUCAGGGGCAAUCAUUAGCUCACAGAACAGGGGUGGGAUUACAGUGCCCACAGGAGAUAAGUUAGGGAAGCCCAGAGAGUAAGAUCCUCAUGCUGUGGUUAGUUGAAACAUGUAUCUCCACACUACAGGACUGGGGCUGUAACUCUGAGGACUGAACUGAAUCUGAUAGUUUAAAUCUGCAAUCAUUUAUGUUAACCAUGUCAGCUACUUAUUGGCUCCAUGUUACAAUUUCAGAUUGAUAAUAUUUCCAGAUGUAAAGGUAAUACAGAGUCUAUCAGUAUCCUGCUGCUUUAACUUUGUUUAUUGAGAGCUGAUGCAUCAGGGGUGGCUGACAGGUUUCAUAACCACAGCAACAUUUACUAAAAAGCUAAGGUUGUCAUAGUAGGAGCACCACUAAAGAUGAGACCUGAAAAAGAAGAGCUAGAGACUCAGAAAGGGCUAGAGAGCUGCUAGAGUUAUACAGAAGCUUUCUGUAUUGUGGGUAUCUAAGUAAUCCAUCACAUUGAUCCUGACUGUGUGUGAUAGUUAUGGGUUAUCCCCUGUUUGUGCUCAACUCUGUGUGUUGUAUCAUUGUAUUUUAAUCUGCUUUGCAUUUUAUAUGAGAAUCUCUGCAUUGUAUUUUUUGUAAUGUGUAUUGUAUUUCUGUAUUUUACACAGCUCUUUCUGUUGUAUGGGUAGAUAUGUAGUCUUCCUAGCUCUAUGUAUUUUAUGGGUAUUAUUGUGUUGUGCCCAGCUCUGUGUAUUGUGUAGAUAUCUUUGUACUCAAUUCUGUGUAGUGCAUAUUUAUCUCUGUAUUGUAUCUAGCUUUGAGUACUAUAUGGAUAUUUCUAUAUUAUACUCAGCUCUGAUAAUUGUAUGAGCAGUUCUGUAUUGGAUGCAGCUCUGUGCAUUGUAUGGGGACAACUAUUAGGGAUUUCUGUGUGGAACUUAGUACACUAGGUUAAGUGGACAGUUACAAACUACUAUCUAAUGAUAGUAGCUAAUGAGAAGGGUAUUGGGGAGGGAAGAUGAUACAUUUCGUGGGGGACAUCCAACAAGAAAUGUCUUAAAGUAGAUGAUAAUGGAAGUUAAAAAAGUUGAAUUGUCAGCAGAGGAGAGAUAACCCAAUGUAUAAUUUGUAUAUAUAUGUUAUGGAUCUAGAAGAUGGCCAAGGUUGAACCUCAUGGAACACAAAUGGAACGUGGCAGGAACGUUUUUAACAUAGAACACCCAUAAGUUAGGGCUCAGGCUGUAUUAUACAUUCUUCGGUAAAGAGCAGAUCUUAAAGGAGUUGGUGAUUAAAAAAUCAAAAGGUCUUCAAAAGAGUUCCUGAGGAUUAUGUGUAAAAGAAGCAUAUAGAUAUAAUCACUGGAAAAUUAUAUUAAGGCUACCUCAAUACAUUGAAUAAUCAAAAGCCAUACUGGCAAAGGCCAGACUCAAUAGAACAGAUUAUGUUAUCAAGUGUUAUAGACAAUGAAGAAGAAAAACUGGACUGUUUCCAUUCUACAAAGAAUGUAAGAAUUCAUGGAUGCCAGGUUUUGUAGAUGGUGCUCAGAAUGCAACAGUAGGCAAAUUAGAAUAAACUAAGGUGAAGUACUGAUAAGGAUGAAGCAAAGACGAAGUCAAGGAUAUCAAUUGUUCAGUUUAGGCAGCUCUGAUUCAAAGACAAAAUUCAGGAAGAGUUUAGGAGUAUAAUCCUGAAGUAAGGUGAAGUACUGAUAAGGAUGAAGCAAAGACGAAGUCAAGGAUAUCAGUUGUUCAGUUUAAGCAGCUCUGAUUCAAAGACAAAAUUCAGGAAGAGCUUAGGAGUAUAAUGCACAAACUAGCAAAGUGAGGCAGCACAAUACAACCGAGCAAGGAGGACUGGGAGAAUGGGCUAUUUAUUGGAAAGAGAGAAUAGGCCUUAGCCACGUCAUGUCUGCAUCACUGGCACUCCACCGUAGCAUGUCCUUGGCAUGUUCGUAGCAUGUGCCUACAGAGCCAAGGCACCAGAAGGACUGAGCCCCCACCUCCAACGAUGAUGACCAAACCUUGAGGUGCGGUAGCUUGAUAGACACCACAUGAACGUUCCCAACACUUGGAAGGACAUGCCGUGGCAUACUAUUGGAAUGGAGCAUCUGAGUCGACAUGAACUGAAGAUUCUGAUACCCUCUAACUCAGUGUCCUCCAAAGAGAGGGGAGGCACAUGUCGUGGGAGCGUGAGGUAAGCCGUGGCUAGAGUGGAUGUCUGAUAGUGGAUAAUAAUAUGAGUAUGGGUAUUAUAAUAACAGGUUGAGUUAGGAAUAUUGAGGUGGAAUAUGAUAGGGUGGAGGAUGGCAAGUUGGGAGUGAGUAGAAAAGAAGGGCAGAUGCAAAGAAACAUUAUUUUUUAUCUUUAGACAGUGUGUUAAAUAUAAUUAUUGAAUAGGUGAAAAUAAUUCUGCUGGUAUCACAGUAUACACCUGUAAAUGGUAUAAACCCUGCUAUCCAUGGGAUUUCAUAGACAUAAUUAUUGUUUGUUUAUUUUUAUGUAUAAGUGCAGUUCAUUUCAGAUUUCAGGACAAUAUAGCUGUAUUGAAAUAAAUCUCCUAGUCACUUAUGCAUUCAGUUUGGCUAAUUUGGUGUAAAAUGUGCUAUUCACUUUGAAUUACCACUUUAGCAAAUAACUCUAUGUUAUAUAACCCCAUGUUUUUUGUUUGUUUUUUGAGCAUGAAGCACCUUUAAUUAUAACAGGAAAUGUGCAAAGGAUAAUUAAAUAUUAUGCUAGCUUUAGUGUACUAAUAAUCUUAGUUUUAAUAAUGACAUACUGACGCACACAGAAAUACUGACACACACUGACAGAAAGGCAUAUUGACACACACACACAGAUAUACUGUGUGUGUCAAUAUGUCUGCCUGUCAGUGUGUGUGUCAGUAUGUCUGUCUGUGUAUGCCAGUAUGUCUGUCAGUGUGUUUGUGUGUCAGUAUGUCUGCCAGUGUACGUCUCAGUAUGUCUGUGUGUGUGUGUGUGUGUCAAUGCGUGCGUCUGUGUGUGUUUCAGUACUUCUGUUAGUAUAUGUAUGUGUGUGUGUCAGUAUAUCUAUCAGUGCAUGUGUCUGUCUGUGUCAGUAUGUCUGUGUGUCUGUGUGUGUCAAUAUGUCUGUCAGUAUAUAUUUGUGUGUCAGUGUAUGUGUGUGUCAGUAUGUCUGUGUGUGUGUGUCAAUAUGUCUGUCUAUGUGUGUAUGUGUCAGUAUUUCUGUCAGUGUAUAUGGCUGUGUAAGUAUGUUUUUAAUCUCUCUACUUUAGUUCCCCCACUGCAUUGGGGGUUGGGUGUAAAUGGGGGGAAGGUGGGAGGGGCGGGGCCCAGGAGGCCCAAGAAAAUGCUUUGCCCAGGGUCCUAUUCAUAUUAUAGAUGGCCCUGCCUAAGUCACAUGAUCAAUAGAAGAACCAUACGGAAUAACGAAGCCAGUUUGAAUUCCAAUACAAAUACAACAAAAAAUUAAAAAGACAGUGCAUUUCUACCUACAUGGUGUGUAAUAUCUAUGAAUGAGAAAGGUUUAAAAUACAACUUUUAUUGUAUUGUUUAAAAUAUGAAAAAUAUAUGAUGAUUUGAAAAUAAAACUAAAAGCAAUAUAGGAGAAAGAAACUAGCUACUUUCACGGCUGUGACUUAUUUAUAGAGACUAUAAAAGUCACAUUGGACCGUGAAGAGCCGUGAUUAAAGUACUCUGUGGGUUAGUACAGAGAUACACAUAGCACUUUAUAGAUGUAGCAAGAAAUACGGAGGCUAAGUAUUGCUGUAGGAAUUACUAGCGGUAGAAAAUGAUAAUAGUUAACGUGGUCUAUGAAUUAAUAAAACAAAGUGGCAAACAAAACUUUGUUGCCACUUAUUGUUUCUAUUAAAGUAAAUGUAGUGAUAAGGGGGGAGAGAAGGACAGAAAAAACCCAAACACAGUGUUAAUUUAAAGAAAAAAAACGAGUGUUUAAGCAGUAAAUUGCUGCUGCUUUAUAUUUGUCUAGCAUCUGUGCAGGGUUAAUACAAAGAAAAACCAAGUUAAGCAGUUGAUUGAUAUUACUUAGUAUUGUUUAGUAGCAAAUUUAGUAGCAACUGUGCAGGAUCUUAAUAUUUGUCUAACAGCAAAUGUGGUAACCCCUAUACAGGAUAUGUAUCACUGUAUAUAUCUAAUAGCAGAAAAACGGUAACGAUUACAUACACCAGUUGACCCGUAAAUGCCAAGCUGAGAGGUAAUAUUUACUCGUUCCUGGGGCCCAUGAGUCCUAGAGUAUAUAUCUAGCCAUUGGCGAACACCCCUGAAAGACUCCAGGACACUAAAGAGAGAUGUCCUUCUUGUAGCAUGGGAUGAGGAUUCCCCUUGGAAUCCAUGAGUAUCAUCAGAUCGCCUGUUAAUAGUGGAGGGUGCUGGUAUGACAGUGUGAGGAGAUCUAGGAACCAAGGUUGAUUCUGCCACCGAGGCUUCACCAGGGGGAUUGCCACUUCCAGCAUUCCGAUGUGGUGAACCACUCUCGCGAUCAUUGCAAAGGGUGAAAAUGCGUAAGCCCCUUCGGUUGGCCAUGCCUGCAGGAAUGUGUUUACCACUGCACCCUCCGGGUUUGGUAAUCAGCUGUAGAAAAAUCGGUAGUUGGCGGUUGGUGAGAGACUCAAAAAAUCGAAUGUUGCGAAGAUGGCUCUGCUAUUCCACGCCUGCAUACCGUCAAGCCACCAUCGAAGUUCUUGUCGGAUUUCUUACGUCAUGGGUACUGGUUGGUCGUAAGUUGGGUUUUCCCUGAGGAAACGAAGUGUUAAGUGUUACACGGCCUGAGAGUGCAGGGGCCUGGUAAGAUCACCUGGAUGGUGGAGGAUAGUAGUCCUAUGAUCCGUGCCAGCAGUCUGAGUGGGAUAGAAUCCCAAUGUAGUAUCUUCUGUAUUUCCUUGCGUAUUGUCACGACUGUGGUAGAUGGAAGUCAGAGUGUACACGACAGGGAGUCGAUGUUGAACCCCAGGACUUGCAUUUAUUAAGUUGGAGUCAGUUUUGACUUUUCUUGAUUGACCAGGAAGCCAAAGGAUUCCUACACAGUCACCCUGUAAUCUGUAGUUGAAAGAAGGUGGUUGCGAUUCUGGUAAGAGAUUAGAAUGUCAUCCAGGUAACCUAAGCAUGGUAUGCCUUGACCCUGUGUCAGGAUUAUAGUUGAUCCAGCACGUAGAAUAGUAUCACACCUAGGACUAAGGAUAACAUCUAACUGGACCUUAGAAUGGCCGAUCUUAACGUGUAAGCCUCCAUCCACUUACCUUAUUGGUCCGCCAAUCUGCCAAUGUCGGGAUUGGUCAGACCACCGCUUUCACGCCUCCAUAUAGCAUCAGGGAUGCUGCCCACUAUGCGCCCGCCCCUUUAAAGGAUGCGGCACAUGUGAUCUUGUGCCAUGAGGCCAGAAGAGCUCUAAACAACAGAGCUCAAUGCACACAUACCUUUUGUGGGCAUGGUUAUGAUAAUCACGCUCCCUACCAUAUAACAACCCAGUCUGCCCCCAAAACAGAGCCCUGUUGUGGUUCCUAGUAUGCCUUGUGUCUCUAGUGUCCCCUCAGCGUGUUCCUCUAUCCUUUUGAUAGUUCUUUGGUUUUGAUCCGACUUGAUCUUGACUUUUCUGAUUUCUGGUUUCCCUGACUCAGCUUCGUUCCUCGCUAUUGUAUACCUCUGGCUUCCCCUGAUCGUGGCUUGUUUCUGGUGUUUCUUGUAGAUUCUAUUUAAGGACCGGCUUCGGGACUUUCUUUCUGUCUCUAAUUUUACUGGGGGUUUUCACUCUUCGUAUUGGGUAAUAUCGUUACAUAACGUACCUUGGAAUAGUCAAAAUACUUGCCGAGGUCAGGGACACAGAAAGAGGCACAACGAUGAGGAAAGCCAGAAGUCAAGGAUACCUGAAAUCAGGGAAGUCAAAAUAAAGCUAACGUCAAAUACCAGAAAAACACAAUCAGGAACACACUCUCAGAUAACCAGCUAGUGGAAAACACAACAGGACACUGAUAAAAAGGUAAUUUGGGUUUAAAUAACCCUCCUUAUGCUGUAAUUGGCUGUCUCUGACCUCUGACCCCAGAACAUGCAUGCACGUCAAUGACGUGAAGUCGCACACAUGUUGGUGCCAUCUUUGUUGUGGGCGAAGGUAAGUUUUUUAUAACAGUCUGAACCGCAGCGGCUGGCGUUCCUAUGAACAUCGCACCCACUGGGAACCGUAAUGAAGGGGGACCGGGCAGCUGCCCCCCAAGGUAAGUCUGAAAUAUCUGUCGGCGUGGCUGCUUAGUUUGAGUGCAGCCACGCUGGCAGAGGGACCGAGAGCUAUGACACCCCGUAAGUGAGCCAUCACUGGUUUCAGAAACCUUCAUGAAGCAACGUGGUUGCCAAACUGAGCCCGAAGUGGAGGCGGGUGAAUUGCCAUGGUGACCCGUUCCAGAGGAACCGAAAAGGAGGGACGUAUAAACAUACGCGUUUGGUAGAUUGAAAAGGAAAGAAUAGACAAAUGCGAAUGCAGAAGCCAGACAGGUGGGAAAACUUCACAGCACCCCGCGCUCAAAGGCGGCUCUCUAAUUAGGCGGUUUAGGCGGCCGCCUAAGGCCUCGCGCUGGCUGGGGCCUCGCAGCCGCCUAAACCGCCUGUGGGUAAUUUGUGUCAGGUCCUCGGUCAGUGACCGAGGACCUGAAACCAGGAGGGGGCCCGGCGGCUUGCCCGGUAUGCCGCCGGGUGCGAGGCCAGUCCUGGCUGCCCGGCCACCAUCGCAGACACAGGUCUGCAGCUCCGCAGUGAGCAGAGCUGCAGACCAUGAGUUUCGCGAGACCUGGCCAAUCAGAGCAUUGCCGCGGGUUACCACGGCAACGUUCUGAUGGUCUCGUAGGAUUACACGGUCUGCAGCACUGCGGAGCUGCAUACCAGAAGAAGUGGCCACCGGACCACCAGGGAGCCCACUGGACCACCAGGGAGGACAGGUAGGCUCUCUCACCCCCCUGGUGAGGCUUCUUCUGUUGAUGCUCACAGAGACAAACAUUCACACACACAAGGAUACUCUCUGUCAGACACACUCUCAGGCACAUACACAGGUAGACAGUGCCUCAAUGUGUAUAUGUGACACUUUUUUGUUAGUGGGGCCUCAUGUUUGAGUUUCGCCUAAGGCCUCAUAAAGUCUAGAGCCGCCUCUGCCCGUGCUCUCACUGAGGAGAGCCCGCGGCGGUGGGAGAGUGCCUGUGGAGUGACGAGCGUAGCCACAAGGAGAACAUUUUAUGAGAGGGGCUCACCCUCUAAUAAUGACAAUAGUAUCCAUAUCAGCAUUGGGUUGGGCUUAUGAGAGGGGCUCACUGUCUAAUAAUUAAAUCAGUAUUAUGCACUGACAUAAUCUGUAAGAUAAACAAAAAACUGACAGGAAGCAGUAUAAAUAUCAGUAUUGGGCUGAGUUUUUUAAGAGGGGCGCACUCUCUACUAAUGAGAUCAGUUUUUGUUAAGAGAAACAAAAACUGACAGGGAAUAAAAGGGGAUAAAGUAGGUACACAGACAUCCUAAGUCUAUACCCUACAAAACAAAAAACUGCAUCCCCACUAUCAGAUAAAACCCUACAUAAAUACAUAUAUAGUAAGAAAAGAAAGAAUUCAAUCUAGUAAAUAAGUAAAAUUACGUAAAUAUAACAAGACCAGCCAAUAAAGUGUAGACACACAAAAUUCUGACCUGACUUGUGAUGGAGCAGCAAAGAAAGAGGAAGUGACUCAGUGGAAGAUGUAUCUUAUACUCUCUGCCUGUUUCUGAUUGGUUCCUUUUUUCUCUAUAUGUCUUUGCUGCUAUGGAAUAGUAAAGGAAGAUUCUGCAAAAUAUAAAGCCUCCUGUCAUUAUUAAAAACUAAAAUUAAUAGUAAACUUAACAAAACAACAAUCUCUUUUCAGGGAUAGUAAGUGAUACUAUAUGGUGCCUAAAGAAAAAAGCGGUUCAACACGUAAAGUGGAAUUCCCUUAUUUCCACAAUCAAUCUAAAAUGCUGGAAAAAAUGUGGUAUAAAAUAUACACCAACUAGUGGAGCGCUAUGUAAAUGUAAAAUAUAAAAAUAUAUAUAAAGUAGUGGAGGGGUCCACUUACCACAUUAAUACAAUAACACACUUAGGAAUAUGUACUUGGAGACACAUAUAAAGAGAAAAAAACAAAUAAAUAUAUAGUGCAGAUGGUCUUUAGCAAUUAUGGGUGAUAAGAGUGAAUAACUAGAACCACUCACAUGGACUGGAGCCUAUGCAGUAUUGGCUCCGUAAAAAAAACCUUUCUUCUCUUUGGGCAGCAACACACCACUUCCUCAGUAAUGGUCCUCCAAAGACAAAACAAGGGAAGAAAUAGACCAGAUGUGUAGUACUGUGCAAAAUUGCAAUUAUUAUAUAAAUGGUAAGUAUUGUGCUCACCUUGUUAAGAGCCUUAAGUACCUGGCUCUAAGGGUGAUCAACAGUGUGCCAAUUUUCUGAGAUGGCACUCCCCUAUAAGGUCCCUGGAGGCUUAAGGAUUUGAUGGAAUAACUGGUAAAAUGUAUUAUUUUAAAAUAAAAACAAAAUAUACUAGGUAUACAAAAAUAUAAAAUAAAUGCAGUUAAAAGUCCAAAUAAAAGUCCAAAGUCAGCCAAAACGCGUUUCACUCUUCUGUGAGCUUCCUCAGUCAGUUGUAGUGUAGCCUCAGGACUCUUCUGCUUUUUAAAUGUUCAGUAACUUGAAUGAGUCCACCCCUUUGGGGUCACAUGAUGUGCAAUUAACCAGUCACAAGUUCAGGUUUUCUUCAAUUUCUUAUGUCUUAUAGAAGCACCUGUGAUUGGGGAACCCUCAUUUGAUAAUUAAAUUUGCCACCCUUAAAUAUCUUAUUGGUAAAAACCCAUUGGUGGCUCAGAGGUAUUAGACUAUAGGGCAUCCUAUCCGGUUCAUGGUUGGCGGAAGUGACGUCAUGGGUAAUGUCGUUCAUCAAAUCCACCCGCGUGGAUAAGGAAUCUCUCGAAUGAACUUCAUUGGUGGUCAGGGGUGUCACUCUGAACCACCUGCUUCUCCCUCUCACGGCUGGCGGAACAUCAUGUUGUAAUUUCCCAUAUGUGCUUAGGGGAAGGUCGGGGGGUGGCCGUCACAGAAAAAAACUGUGCGUCAGCCUCAUCCCAUCCAGCGGCGUCCUGAUCCAAAAUCCCCAUUUUAAAAGUAGGCACUGGGGAGAGAAAAGGGGACAUUGAGCAAUAUUCCCUAGAUGGCACUUUACAUAGGGGUAUAUAGCUCCAAAUUAAGGGAAAAUAUAGGGAACAAAAACCCAUAGGGGAAAGAAGAAAAGGGAGAGAGAGGGAGAUAAAAACACAGGGGAGACAAAAAUUGAGAAAAUAGAAACUUAGGUUAUAAACUUGCAAAUGCUGUUAUCCCAUAGUUAAACAAAAUGUAUUAAAAUAUGCAUUGCAAUAAAUGUAUUCUUAUGAUUGAGGUACAGAGGGGAAUCAAAUAAAGAAAAAAAAUAAAAAAAAUAAAAUUGAAAAAAACAAAAAAGACUAAAGAAUUUUUUAAAACUUUUUUGUAUAUUGAAUGGUACCCUAUAUUUUGUGGUGUUAAAAACUGAUCCAAAAUAAUGUGUGGGUAUGCCUAAGAAGAGAUGUAUACAAAAACAUAUAAAAGAUACGUUUUUUGUUUUUUAGUAUCUUUUAUAUGUUUACAUUUACAUAGCACUCCACUAGUUGGUGUAUAUUUUAUACCACAUUUUUUCUAACAUUUUUAGUACACUAAAGCUAGCAUAAUCUUCAAUUAUCCUUUGCACAUUUCCUGUUAUAAUUAAAGGUGCUUCUUGCUCAAAAACAAACCAAAAACGUGGGCUUAUAUAACAGUGUUAUUCGACAAAAAACAAUAACGUAACACUAAACAAAUUUCAGAGCAUAGAAUUGUUUACAUAUAACAAAUGUUAUAAAAUGUUCUUCCUCUUGGGAAAAUCUUUUUUGAUUGGUUUCCAUUUAAUAAGAUUCAUCAUUAAUGGUAUUUGCAGCUAACAGAUUUUUAACAGAUUAGAACUCCUGGAUGUUGGGCUAAGGCAACAUCCCCAGGACGUACUCGAAAACCAUAUAAGAUUUACUUUUUCAUUCUUACUGAUCAGCAUUUUGAUGAAGAGAAGACUAAAUGAUGAUAUAAUGUAUGUCUCCAAGACAACUAUGGACUGAUUCACAGUAAAUAAUCAUGGUAGCUGUAUAGUGUGAUCUAUUGAAUUUCCUCAUUUAGUAGUAAAACAUAUCAAUUCAGUUUAGAAUUGUGAAAUCAUAGUGAUGUAAUGUUUCUACUCAACAAGCAUAGACCCCCAUAUUGUUGUUUCUUUAUUUUGACUGUAUACUUUCUCCUCUCUCUUUUGUGGUCUACAUGGAUGUGUUUUCUUCUAGAAUAUUGUGCAAAACAUGAUUUUAAAACAUAUUUUUUCUUACAGGAUAAGAUCUGACAACAAUACAUAUCAAGAAGGUUCAACAAGAAUUCAUAGACUCAUUUUCAAAGGAGUUCUUCUAACCAAUUCUUACUAAACGAUAAUGGAUCUAACUGUUAGCAUGGACCUCAGUUUUCAUCUUGGUUCAACAAAACCAUAAACAAGGCACUAGGACCUAAUAAGGAUCUGAUCAUCUAUAAAGUCUUUAUAAUCUACAAAGACAUAAAAUAAAUAGUUGGUCACAGAAAAUAUUAUUUAUUCAUUACCAUAACCCUACUAGAUAGGAAGACAGUUUGUCUACAGGACUGUUUGAGAAGAUAAUAUAUUUUUCGAGGAUACUUAACAUAAUCCUAGAUGUUUAUGAUGGACAAUAAUCAGUCAAGUUGCAACAUUAACCAUGAUUUAGAUAUGUAUAUGUUCCCAAUUAUAUAUAUCACUGUGAUAGUGAUAAGCAUACCAGCAAACUGCAUAUCCCUUUACAUAUCUUACCAGCAGAUAAAAAAGAAAAAUGAGUUAGGAGUCUAUCUAUUUAACUUGUCUUUAUCUGAUCUGCUGUAUACAACAACAUUGCCUUUUUGGGUUGACUUUAGUUUGAAUCACAAUCAUUGGAGAUUCGCAGAUUGGGCUUGCAAGUUGAGUGCCUUCUUCAUGCACACAAAUGUAUACAGCAGUGCUGGAUUUCUUACUUGUAUCUCCAUUGAUCGAUAUCUUGCUGUGGUCUUUCCUCUAAAAUUUUAUCAACUUCGCAGAAGGAGAACAGCAGUAUUGGUAAGUUUACUAGUUUGGACCUUACAAGGUGCCUCAAAUGUUGUAAUUUUAGUCAAACGAGAGACUUUUAUCAUCACCUCACAUAAGGCUGGCAACAACUCAAAUGAAGUGAGUGACACUGUAUGUUAUGAUAAUUUUCCAAUGGAAGAAUGGAAAUCGUAUUUCAGUAUCGUCAAUGUAUGCAGCGGACACUUCCUACCCUUAAUAAUAAUGGUGUUUUGCUAUUUCAAAAUCUAUGCCGCAGUGAAAACUAAUCAGGCCACUGAUGAGGUCGAUAAAAUUAAAAUUAAACAGCUUCUGUUUGCUAUUGUAGUGAGUUUCGUAAUAUCGUUUACCCCUUAUCACAUUGUUCUGUUAAUACGUAGCAUAAAAGAGCCAAAUAACUGCACUUUUGCCAAUAAAAUGUUCUAUCCAUAUAAAAUAACCUUGGCAUUAUCCAGUGUGAACUGCAUUGCGGACCCAUUUCUGUACUGCUUUGUGAGUGAAGCUGGAAGGGCAGAUCUCAGAACAUUGUUAAACUGCUUUACCAAUAAAAUUGAGUCUUCGUCAAAGAAUGGCUCAGAGUCAAAGAAUGAAUACAGGAUGGUUACAAUUUCAAGGAACAACAUCCAGGAAAACGAGUGUCCUUCACCUAUGAAUAAACCAGAAAUAGACAUGAAACCUGCACACUGACAAGAACAUGCACUAUACAAUGAAAUGUCACAUAUAUUGACAAUGUUUACUGUGUGGACAUAGAACAUAUGUUGCGUUUGCACAACUACCAGGAAAUGUAAAUACCAAGGUAAAAAUGGGCAUCCAUUUUUUACUUGCGCAAUAUGGCAAUUAAAUUUUACACUGAAAUUAAAUUAUUUAUAAAUGUUGUACAAAUGAUGUCCCAAAGGGACAUUGUCUGCUAAUGGAAAAACUAGACUGUUACUAUAAAAUCUGUUAGCAUAAUGUAUUCGUUCUUGUUUGUAUGUUUUGUAUCGUCAGUAUGUUUUGAAGUAGUGACCUGUGUGUCUUAAUGGUUCAGAGUUAUCAUUCUCUGCUCCGCAACGAGUUCCCCGAAUUGUGUUGUUGCAUUUAGAAUAACACUGACAUUCCGAAGAUAACUCUGCAGCAGUUCAACAGGUUAGCCCCAACCAGUGCUGAUGUUAUGCUGAAUGAAGAAACACUGACAUCAGAAAGUCAUUGAAGAAAGGACUUGAAAAACAUGAGUGGGGUCUGCAAGACACAGGGGUGUAAAAGCAUAUGAGUGGGUGCAGGCAAUAUGGAGAAAGUUUAAAAGAUGCAUGAUGGUUCUAAGCAAAUGUGUUCUACUCUGAAAAAACUCAAAAGUGGCAGUGUCUCUUUAAGAUGGAACCAAUAUUAUAGUGCACAGCAUUUGCUGUGUUAUUUUUUUCCUUUAAAUAUGGCCAUUUUGGGGGAAGUGUGUUACAAAACUAAAUAUGCAUUUUUUAACCAAAGUAUGUCUCUGUGUUGUUUUGUUUGUUGUUUUUGACACAAUGAGUUUUAAAGAUAUCUUUGUGGAAAUAAAGAGUCUGUUUUACAUUUA
This is a messenger RNA of Pelobates cultripes (western spadefoot toad), 16519 nucleotides long. Lineage: Eukaryota; Metazoa; Chordata; Amphibia; Anura; Pelobatidae. The record is from the annotation of a GenBank genome assembly.